Messenger RNA from Caenorhabditis remanei, 1020 nucleotides. RefSeq lists its product as uncharacterized. NCBI's taxonomy places the organism in Eukaryota, Metazoa, Nematoda, Chromadorea, Rhabditida, Rhabditidae. Gene Ontology annotation, molecular function: protein binding. The record is from RefSeq and is a predicted model, not a curated record. The transcript is spliced from 4 exons. The coding region runs from base 1 to 1020 and encodes 339 amino acids.
AUGAAGCUGUUGAAGUUUCCAUGGCUUGUACUGAUCAAAAUUCUGAAGUUCAUGAAAAUACCCGACUUAAUCAACAUUUCCUUAACCAGCCGUAGACUUCGAGAGCAGUACACAAACGAAAUCAAUCCGGGACAAAUUGAGAUUGAAAUCUGUAAUUAUUCAGCCGAUAUCUGGAUUGGAGAAUUUGAAAUCAAAUUCAGUUCGUUUACUACCGAUGACAUUGCUCCAAUCGGAGUUAGGACUAUCGGACCCUUCACUUUUAAUGUUUUCUGCUUGUUUGGCGAUGAGAACAAAAGUUGGGAAACAGUGGUUGAAGAUAUUUACACUCCCUGUUGGACACUGGCUCAGUACUACAUGACCAUUUUCCCAAAAGCUGAACUGGGCUUAUUCUGUUGUCAAGAUGAGUUGAAUGAACGCACUCUCCAACUACUUUCAUCAUGGGAUCUGGAUUUGUUCAAGGAAAAACUAUUUAAAUUUCCCGUCGAAUCAGAAAACAAUAAAAACCUUGCAAACCAGUAUUGUAAGAAAAACCACAUGUCUGCGAUCGGUUAUCAUUGGGACAAAAUCAACAUAGGAACAAAGAACUACGGAGAAGUGGAAAGUAAAUUCCGGUUCAGUGACUGUUGGCUAUCGGAUAAAUAUUGGACUAACUACGUCCUUGUAUCCGGGCUCAAAAUUGGAAUCGAAGCCUGGCGUGAUCUUAUUAAGACAUGGACAAGAGGAAAAUUAAAUGAAUUGGUUUUUGUGCGUGCAAGUGUAGUAACCGGAUUGAAUAUGUUAGAAGUCACGGAAGGAUUUCUUACUCACAUAUGGAACGAUGAAGAAAUGGCCAAGUUCGAAGAACGAACCCAUUUCUCUGCGUACUUUGAACAAAAAGGGACAAUCAUCCACAACAAUUUCGGAAGGAAGGCAUCUUUACAUUUUGAUCAGGAGAAUUCAAUCUUCACUAUGGUCGUUUGGAACACGCGAGUUUUUAAAAAAUGUCUGUUUUUGUUCCCGGAGAUUCAAGCCCUUUUCUGA